GCCGGUAUCAAAGAUGACCGGGAAGAGCAAAAUGUGGCUGCAAUUUGAAGAAGACCACAAGCUUGAAUAUAUUGAUCCGAAUCUCAGCAACACCAACCAACGGGAUCAGUAUGGCGUCUGCCACCAAGAAACUAAUUUUGCGCACCAUGCCGAUGGUUAUGCUGCUGGAAUAAACGAGAUCACCACGACGACCACGGGCACGACGAAUAAGAAAGUACUACAAGAGCACCAGUGAACAAGACGUCGGGGCCGGGUAUGAUUGAGCAGUGGUGGAGAGGCGGAAUCAGUUUCAGUGACUGAGUUUUUAGGAUGGGACGAAUUUAUUUUUUUGAAAAGGGGGAAGAUGACAAAAAGGAGAAGUAUUGCAACAUUCAAUCCUGUUCCAAGAAAAAGUAGAACGCUUGUACGGCUGUAGCCUGUAUCGACGAUAGUAUGCCAGAAAGAAUUAGAUCACUCUUGAACGCUUCCGUUUGUCAAUAUUACACAUCACUCUACUUGAGAGCUUCCGUUUGUCAAUAUUACACGAAUCUUUCCAGAUAAGAUCACUCUUGAGAGCUUCCGUUUGUCAAUAUUUACACAAUAAAAGCAGGUACCAGCAGCAGUACCAGCACACACUGUCUCAAUCGUCAUUUCUUGAACUACUGCUAUUCUUGUUUCUUCACUUAAUUAUUUCAAUUGCACAAUUUCCAGGGCGGGAGUACUUAUCUCCUAAAUGCGCUUCGAGGCACACUUAGGGAUGAUAUCUCUAGGCCAAAGAAACAAGGCUCAAUUUGCCACAGCCUCGCUGUGCUGUUUUGUGAUGAAUUGUG
Amoebophrya sp. A120 is the source of this 809-nucleotide messenger RNA. NCBI's taxonomy places the organism in Eukaryota, Dinophyceae, Syndiniales, Amoebophryaceae. The record is from the annotation of a GenBank genome assembly.